Messenger RNA from Oryctolagus cuniculus (rabbit), 3954 nucleotides. RefSeq names its product microtubule affinity regulating kinase 3 (gene MARK3). Gene Ontology annotation, cellular component: plasma membrane; cytoplasm. Gene Ontology annotation, biological process: protein phosphorylation; intracellular signal transduction; microtubule cytoskeleton organization. The record is from RefSeq and is a predicted model, not a curated record. Gene Ontology annotation, molecular function: tau-protein kinase activity; ATP binding. NCBI's taxonomy places the organism in Eukaryota, Metazoa, Chordata, Mammalia, Lagomorpha, Leporidae.
AGCAGAGGAAGCCGAGUGGCGGCCAUCUUGGGUCCGUGAGGCUCUGAGGUGCCGGGAGCGGCGGCGGCGGCGGCCAGCAGGGCGGAGGCUGAGGCGAAAAGCGAGCGGGAGAGAGGAAAGCAGCCGGGCGCAGGCGCCUCCGCCGCAGCCCCCUCCAUGGUCGGCGCCCGCAGCCCGCGGCGGCCUGUCUUGCGUUCCACCUUCUCCACAUCCUCUUCCGCCUCCUCCUCAGGGGCUGCCGGCGGCGCUGUGUGGAGGCCCCGGAGCUGAAACCCGGGGCGCAACGGGCGCGAGCGGAGGCGGAGGAGGCCAGGCGGCCCGGGCCCGCGGCGUGCGCUGAGGCGCGGGGCCGCCGCCGCCGCCGGGCUCCUCGCCGCGGCCGCCCGGGCAGGGGAGGAUGAGCCCCGGGAGCCGCCGGGGCACGGCCCGGGCCAGGCCCGGGAUCUAGGCGGCCGCGGGGGGAGGGGCCGCGCGCCGGCUUCCUGGGCUGUGCCGUUUUGUUCUCGCCCGCGCCCUGUGCGAACCCGAGCGCAGUAAAAUGUCCACUCGGACUCCGCUGCCCACGGUGAAUGAACGAGACACUGAAAACCACACGUCACAUGGAGAUGGGCGUCAAGAAGUUACCUCUCGCACUGGGCGCACUGGAGCUCGGUGUAGAAACUCCAUAGCUUCCUGUGCAGAUGAACAACCUCAUAUCGGAAACUACAGACUGUUGAAAACAAUCGGCAAGGGAAAUUUUGCAAAAGUGAAAUUGGCAAGACAUAUCCUUACAGGCAGAGAGGUUGCCAUAAAAAUAAUUGACAAAACUCAGUUGAAUCCAACAAGUCUACAAAAGCUCUUCAGAGAAGUACGAAUAAUGAAGAUUUUAAAUCAUCCAAACAUAGUGAAGUUAUUUGAAGUCAUUGAAACUGAAAAAACACUCUACCUAAUCAUGGAGUAUGCAAGCGGAGGUGAAGUUUUUGACUAUUUGGUUGCACAUGGAAGAAUGAAGGAAAAAGAAGCAAGAGCUAAAUUUAGACAGAUCGUGUCUGCAGUACAGUACUGCCACCAAAAACGAAUCGUGCACAGAGACCUCAAGGCUGAAAAUCUAUUGUUAGAUGCGGAUAUGAACAUUAAAAUAGCAGACUUUGGUUUCAGCAAUGAGUUUACUGUUGGCAGUAAACUGGAUACGUUUUGUGGCAGUCCUCCGUACGCAGCCCCCGAGCUCUUCCAGGGCAAGAAGUACGAUGGGCCAGAAGUUGACGUGUGGAGUCUUGGCGUCAUCCUGUACACGCUAGUCAGCGGGUCCCUUCCCUUUGACGGGCAAAAUCUAAAGGAACUGAGAGAGAGAGUAUUAAGAGGGAAAUACAGAAUCCCUUUCUACAUGUCCACAGACUGUGAAAACCUCCUCAAACGCUUCCUGGUGCUGAAUCCAAUCAAACGAGGCACUCUAGAGCAAAUCAUGAAGGACAGGUGGAUCAAUGCAGGGCAUGAGGAAGACGAACUAAAACCAUUUGUCGAACCUGAACUAGACAUCUCCGAUCAGAAGAGAAUAGAUAUUAUGGUGGGAAUGGGAUAUUCACAAGAAGAAAUUCAAGAAUCUCUUAGUAAAAUGAAAUAUGAUGAAAUCACAGCAACGUAUUUGUUGUUGGGGAGAAAAUCUUCAGAGCUGGAUGCUAGUGAUUCCAGUUCUAGCAGCAAUCUCUCACUUGCUAAGGUCAGGCCGAGCAGUGACCUCAACAACAGUACUGGUCAGUCUCCUCAUCACAAAGUACAGAGAAGUGUUUCUUCAAGCCAGAAACAGAGAAGGUACAGUGACCAUGCUGGACCAGCUGUUCCUUCUGUUGUGGCCUAUCCAAAACGGAGUCAGACCAGCACUGCAGAUAGUGACCUCAAAGAAGAUGGAAUCCCCUCCCGGAAAACGGGCGUCAGUGCUGCUGCAGGAAAGGGGAUUGCUCCAGCCAGCCCAAUGCUUGGCAAUGCAAGUAAUCCCAAUAAGGCAGAUAUUCCUGAACGCAAGAAAAGCUCUGCUGUCCCUAGUAGUAACACAGCAUCUGGUGGAAUGACACGGCGAAAUACUUACGUUUGCAGUGAGAGAACCACAGCUGAUAGACACUCAGUGAUUCAGAAUGGCAAAGAGAACAGCACCGUCCCUGACCAGAGGACCCCAGUCGCUUCAACUCACAGUAUUAGCAGUGCAGCCACGCCGGAUCGAAUCCGCUUCCCAAGAGGCACUGCCACCCGUAGCACUUUCCACGGCCAGCCCCGGGAGCGGCGAACGGCAACAUACAAUGGCCCACCCGCCUCACCCAGCCUGUCCCACGAAGCCACACCGUUGUCCCAGACUCGCAGCCGGGGCUCCACGAACCUCUUUAGUAAAUUAACUUCAAAACUCACGAGAAGAUCCUACCUCAGAAAUGAGAUCUUUCUAUGAAAGUUGGGUGGUAGAAGAUGGAGCCAGGUACCACUCACCUGGCUGUUUACCUCCCUAUCCGGCUUAGUGUCACAGAUGUUUCCCUCUCAGAGCCCUGAGCACAGAAAGAAUGUGCCAGCAGUCAGGUUUCUGUGAGUUCAGAAAAGGAAGCUUUGUGUCCUCAUAGUUUGUUACAUAAUGGUUCUUUAAAUAAAACCUUGCACACUCAGAUCUUUGAGAUGAUUUGAUUAUCUUUGUGCCCUUUUCUGAUAGUUUUAAGACUGCCAUUAAUAAGAAUAUCAGCUGCUGUUUAGAUGCUUACCAUGUGCUAAGAUAGAUAAAGAUGCAUGUCCAUAGAUAUACUCAUUUUACACAUACAAAUAUGUGUGUGAUCUAGUAACAUAUAUAUACACUCCCUUUGAUUCAUUGAAUCUCCACAGUCCACCCUGUAGGGUAGAGAUUCCCCAUUUUAUAGAGGAAACUAAAGAUGAGGUUCUGAGAUUAAGGAAUGCGUUCAAGAUUCCUACAGCAAAAAAGUGCCUGAGCCAGGUUGGUGGAUCUCCAGAGAGGCCUGCAAGGUGCUGCGCUGUGCCCUUCAUGGAGAGCUUUGCAAAGACCUGUUGGCAGGCAUGUUCCUGGUCUCUAAUUUCUAAAUACAUUUAUUUUGUGUUUGAAUUGAAAUUGGAAACAGGUUGCUUGUUUUUAAAAAAUUCUUGGGGCUGGUGCUGUGGCGCAGCAGGUUAAAGCCCCAGCCUGCAGUGCCGGCAUCCUAUAUGGCCACCAGUUCGAGUCCCAGCUGCUUCACUUUUGAUCCCACUCCCUGCUAAUAUGCCUGGGAAAGCAGUAGAUCUCCCUCUCCCUCUCCCUCUCCCUCUCCCUCUGUAACUCUUUCAAAUAAAUAAAAUAAAUCUUUUUUAAAACAAUUAUUAUUUUACAAUUCCCAGUCCAUUUCUACCCCAAAUUUUUACAGAAAGAUAGCCUUUUCCCUGAUUUUGUUUAAAGUUUGCAAACAGGUCUGUCUUCUCCCUUAGUACUAGCCACUUUGUUCUUAAAAAGAAUUAAAAUCCUUGCUGCUACAUUGAAACGUCUAUCCUCCCCUUAGCAAUCACUGCUAGAAUUAAAGUGGCAAUGCCUGAAAAGCCAAGACGUCUGUACAUAGCUGCUGCCUGUGAGGGAUGCUGAGCUGGUCAGGUGUGAAGAAGGCUAGUGUCAGAAGACCUGCCCUCAGAGCAGCUGGCUCUGGAGGACUGUGCCUCUCCCCUGCAGCAGGCCCAGCCCACUCUGAGGGCCUGGAGACCCUUUCCCCAGUAGCACCACAGCCCAGACACAGUGCCUCUGGGCCCCAGCUGGAUCUGUGUGGUUCCAGCAAGAAUCCAGAUGGUUUGGUCUCCAUCCCUCAGCUUCGUCCAAGGUCUUCCCUCUGUUGGUAUGUAGUGGUCAUGGGAGAAACAGCUAAGACAGGUGGUCAUGGAGGUUUUAGCUAGUAACCCUGGGAAAGGAAAGUAUAUAGUAAAGACAUUUUAAUCAUUUUCAAAUAAAUGUUCAAAUGAUACCACCUUGUA